ACCUUCCUGCCUUUGCCCCCAUUUUUCUUCCUUCGUUUACAUCCUCUCUCUCUCUCUCUCUCUAAAAUGUUCUCUCUGUACUGACGGCGGCGCCUCCUUCCUAGUGCCGCCGGCGAACUUGAGCUUCGACUUCGAAGUCUUACUGCACCCGUGGAAGGAGCCGAGGAGUUACGUUAUCGAUUGUUACUGGGUCUAGCUUGAAGGCGUUGGGAGCUUGAUAUAUCUGGAUCGGAGCUUUGCGGGAACUCUCCUGGCGGCUGCGGCGGCCGCCGAUCUUAUCGCCGGAGGCUUCCGGACAUGAACGCGGGCUAUUUGGUUUGAGGUUGACCUGCAAUUAAUCGAAGGGCACGCUCGAUCCAGGAUCGAUAGUAAUGGUGGAAUUGGAGAUUUCAACGGCGAUGGCGGCGUCGAACUCAGUCUCCGCUGACGUUAGCGUAUCGUCGGCUCAGGUGCCGCCGGUUAAGAAGAAGAGGAACCUCCCCGGAAUGCCAGAUCCGAACGCCGAGGUGAUUGCUUUGUCGCCGAAGAGUUUGUUAGCGACGAACAGGUUCGUAUGCGAGAUCUGCAACAAAGGUUUUCAGCGAGAUCAGAACCUGCAGCUUCAUCGGAGAGGACACAACUUGCCAUGGAAGCUCCGGCAGCGGACGGGGAAGGAGGUGAAGAAAAGGGUUUAUGUUUGCCCGGAGCCCAGCUGCGUUCACCACGAUCCAUCGCGCGCGCUUGGGGAUCUCACAGGCAUCAAGAAGCACUUCUGCCGUAAGCAUGGUGAGAAGAACUGGAAGUGUGAUAAGUGUUCCAAGAAAUAUGCCGUCCAGUCCGAUUGGAAAGCCCAUAACAAGACAUGCGGAACCCGGGAAUACCGCUGCGAUUGCGGCACCCUUUUCUCACGAAGAGAUAGCUUCAUAACGCACAGAGCAUUCUGCGAGGCACUGGCAGAGAACUCGCGGCCGCCACCGGCGAGUUCGCGGGUAGAGGAGGUACAUACGGCGUCGCCGUUGCCAGCUUUACCGAUUCAGCAGAUACCGCCAGCGCCGCCGGAACAGCAAGAUCCGGAAAACGCAAGCAAAGUACUACACUGCCCGCCACCGCCGGCGCCGGUACCGGCACCAGCGCUUAGCAGCAAUAGCAGUACCACAACAACAAGCGGAGGUAGCAGUAACAGCAGCCCCGCAGCAACGUCAACAUCCACCAGCCUCUUUGCAAGCCUCUUCCCAUCCUCCGCCCCCCCUGCAACCGCCGCACAGACCACGACAUCCUUCCCAACCCUCCUCGCCUCCGAUGCCUCAGUAAUGGAACCUCCCUUGCUCUGCCUCUCCUCCUUCUUCCCUCUGGCGCCGGAGCGACGCCAGUCCCAGCCCUCUCCGCAUAUUUCGGCGACCGCUCUCCUGCAGAAAGCCGCGCAGAUGGGUUCGUCGUCAUCCAGCUCUUCUUUCCUCCGUUCUCUUGGCUUGGCCACCUCGUCAACAAACAACACCGGGAGCGAUCUCUCCGGUGGCGGCUCCCUACAUUGGAGCAAACAGCAACAGCAGCAGCACGCGCCGUCCGGGCUCGGAUUGGGCCUCGCUUAUGAUAGCAGCGGUAUCGCCACCGCCAAUCUGCCGGAGCUAAUGAUGAGCUCUUCAUCUCUCUUCGUGCCCAAGCCAGCUGCCCUUGACUUCCUUAGCCUUGGUAUGAGUACGCCUUUUAUGAACUCCAUGGGCGGUGGUGUCGGGAGCUCUCCGCCGGAAAAGACAUGGGAGGCCGCCGCCGACCAGAAACCCAACGGUUCGACGUUUCUCUAGCACAGUAUGAAAACAAGUUAAUCACGUCUCUCUCUCUUAUUAAUUUGCUUAAUUUCUAAUUUUGUUAGGUAUAAUUUCUUGUUUUAGCUUUCUGUUUUCGCCUUUUUGCUGUGUGUAACUGUGCUCCUUUUUUUUUUUCCUUUUGUUAGUGUGCUAAAGUAAAUUAUAUUUUUCAGUUAAAUGUUAUUUAUUUAAAAAGUUUAUAUAUAGGGCUGAUAUUUUUGCUUC
Dendrobium catenatum is the source of this 2009-nucleotide messenger RNA. Its product is annotated as zinc finger protein GAI-ASSOCIATED FACTOR 1-like. Gene Ontology annotation, cellular component: nucleus. Gene Ontology annotation, molecular function: DNA-binding transcription factor activity. The transcript has 4 exons. NCBI's taxonomy places the organism in Eukaryota, Viridiplantae, Streptophyta, Magnoliopsida, Asparagales, Orchidaceae. The coding region runs from base 372 to 1781 and encodes 469 amino acids. The record is from RefSeq and is a predicted model, not a curated record.